UUUACCUUUAUCAAGUCAACCAGCAACUUUACCUGGACUUCUCCCUAAUCUUCCUCUUCAUCAUCAUUUUCAUCUUGUUCUGUACUUCAGUUGAACAAGCAACUAAAGCCAAGUUACCUUUUUUGUUGAAUGUGUGCUGUGAAAGUUUAUAUCUCCGCUUUGGAUUAACAUUCAUUGUUUAUCAAAGAGACUUUAACAUUCUGUGAUUGUCAACCAUUCUAAUGGAUUAUUAAUAUUGUGAAUUAAAUUGAUUGUCAUUUUUCAUCAUAAAACUCAUUGGUAAUACGACUGUAUUACUGUCAAAAUCUUGAAACGAAAUGCGCUCUUUAUAUUUACUUGCCAUUACAAGAGUCUUAUAAUAGCAUUUCAUUAACGCUAAACUAAUCUGUGUACUUUUUUGACCAUUUGUCAUCUCUGUCAACUUACCAACAAUUAAACCUUCAAUUAUAUAAUCUAUUGGUCCAUCAAAAGUUGAUUUAAAUCCAAAUUACAAGUGAUACUCAGUAUCAAUCGGAAAAAAAGUAGUUGAAGCAAAACAUUGUAUCAUCUUUUGACAAACAAAGCGGACAAACAACUGACAAGAUGGAGGCAACCAAACGAAACGGAAGCCCCGGAGGAAUCUUAUAUGAUCCAGGAACCCCUGAACACUUUAAUUAUUACCAUUAUCAGGCCAAUUAUUUGCGAAAUUCUCGAGCCAUCGGUGUUUUAUGGGCCGUAUUCACCAUGUGCUAUGCCAUUAUCAAUUUUGUUGUCUUUGUACAGCCUCAAUGGCUUGGUGACACCGAAACCAGUAAAGGCACAGGUUACUUUGGAUUAUGGAAAUCUUGUCGUCUCCUUCAAGAUGGACAAGAUUUAAUUUGUGAAGGCAGAUUAGAUGAUAUAAGCAGCAUACCAACACCAGCUUUCCGAGCUGCAACGGUAUUUGUGGGCCUCUCUGUGGUCAUCAUUACUCUUUGCUUAUGUUCAUUUGUGCUCUUCUUUUUUCUUCACUCAUCAACCGUCUUUCACAUUUGUGGCUGGCUUCAAGCCUUCAACUCGAUGUGUAUGCUUGCUGGAGUCUUGAUAUUCCCAGCUGGUUGGGAUGCUCCGAUAAUUAAAGAGGUUUGUGGUCGAGCUGCUGAUAAUUAUGUCGCUGGUCAGUGCGGCAUUCGCUGGGCUUAUAUUCUGGCCAUGAUUGGUGUCGUUGAUUGCGCUGUCCUCUCGAUAUUGGCCUUCAUUUUGGGCACUCGAUAUGUUAAGAUGCUUCCAGAUCAAUAUCUAAACACUUCUGGUUCGGUUUACAAAGAAGCAGAAAAUCAAUGAACCUUCAACCCGUCAUGCUGAUGCCCAAUAACAUGCCAAUUCCGGAUCCGGAAAGGUAUUCUGAGUAUUCAACCAAAACAGGUCGAUCCCAUAAAUCAAUGCAACAGCUGACAAUGCCUUCACCAACAUCAUUUCAUCCGGCAGCUUUCUCUGUUAACAAUUUUCAAUUAUAAUUCCAUCAUCUCAUUCAUUAACCCCGUUAAUCACCAUAAUCAUCUUCUCAAAUACUCAUCUUUCAUCAUAAAAACAACAACAAUCAUCAAUCCAUUUCUCAACAUGUUUUAGUUUCUGUUGUUAUUCAAUUUAUUUCAGGGGGGAUCAAAAUUCUUGAUUAUUCUCAUCAAAAAUAAUAUAUCAUCUUCACCAACAUCAUCAAAAACAACAACAUUUUUUGUCUACACUUGCUAAUCAAUUUGCUCAUCAAAUCGCGGCCAUGUUUAACCUUCAUCAAACUAAUCAUCAAUCUCACCAUCAAUUGGUUAAUCAUCAUAAUUAUCAUAAUCAACUUUAAUCCAAGCAUCUUUGGACACCAGCAAAAACCUUAGAUUUUUCACAUUUCUCUAUUUUUCUACUCGUAACCUAUUGAUUGAGAGACUAAAUUGUAUCAAAGAUAUAUAAUUAAUUUACUCAGAUGUACCUUUGAACAAUUCACUAAUUGUUCAAAUUUCCCUUUACCUUCAAUUGUAUCACUCAUUAAAUGCCAAGUGCCUUUUGUCCAAA
Molecule: messenger RNA, 2022 nt
Organism: Tetranychus urticae (two-spotted spider mite)
Lineage: Eukaryota; Metazoa; Arthropoda; Arachnida; Trombidiformes; Tetranychidae
Source: RefSeq, a predicted model, not a curated record